AUGACAGCUCCAAUUGGUUUAUCUUUAUCAUGCAUGUGCAAUUCAACAGCAGUUGCUUUAUUAGAAUCAAAUAAAACUGUCUAUCGAUCGGUUGAUUUGUUAGAUAUUUCUAGCACUGUGGACAACCAAAGUUGUACCUCUCUUCAAGGGAAAGUUGUGAAAGAUUAUGGGGGGAAUUUUGUUUGGUCGGUCAAAAUGCAGGGAUAUGUGGUGUCCGCAUUGUUCGUUGGAGGAUUCAUUAUGGCGUAUCCAGCUGGAUUCAUAGUCGAUCGAUACAGUGCUCGACACAUGAUGUCCUUAUCCAUCGGACUUCUUGUUUUUGCUUCUGUCAUUUUUCCAACACUUGCUUCUUUUUUCGGACCAUACGGAGCAAUAUUCUCUCGGUUCCUUAUGGGUUUCAGCGAGGUAAUGAUGAUACCUGCUUUAAACGCAGUUGUAACAAAAUGGAUCCCGUUACACGAAAAAAGCUUGGCUGCUUCCAUGUUCACUGCCGGGAAUCAAGUUGCUGGAAUGACGGGAACUCCAUUGGCAGCUGAGUUAUGCGCGAGCUCUCUUGGUUGGCCGGCGAUUUUCUACACCGGAGCCAUGUUUGGAAUUGUGUUUCUCAUUUUAUGGCAUUUGACAGUUCGCAAUUCGCCGAGCAGCACCAAAUGGAUCCACGAGAAGGAAAUCGAGUAUAUCAAAUAUCAUAUUCCAACGAAAAGAAAUUCGAUCGAUGCAGUGAAGAAAUCGGUACCAUGGAAAAGUAUGCUGACUUCGCUUCCAUUUUGGGCACUCAUUGUAAAUUCGUUUAUGGGAAAUAUGAUGAUUGCUUUGAUCUUCGUGUACAUUCCAGUAUAUUUCAAAGAUGUUCUGAUGUUGGAUGUUCAAGCGAAUGGAUUUUACAGCGCCAUUCCUCAUUUUUCAAAUUUGAUUUCAAAAUUGAUUUGGGGAUAUUUCAUGGACAAAUUGAGGCAGAAAAACGUUCUUUCAAACACAGCAACGGUUCGAUUCUCGCAAGCAACAGCAAUGUUUGGAAUAUCGAUUUCCUGCUUCUUUUUGAGAUAUAUGGAUUGCUCCACACCAAUUUACUCACUUUUAUUAUUGAGCAGUGUUUCGGCAUUCUUUGGUGUCUCGAUUUCUGGAUUUUAUACAUCACUUCUGUCCGUUGCACCAUCGCAUAUUGGUGUGAUCACAAGCAUUUCAACUGUUAUAGGUUUUAUUGGUCGCAUAAUUAUUCCUCAAAUCAUAUCAUAUUUCAAAACUGUUGGUACUAUGGAAGAAUGGGGUCAAGUAUUUCUGAUCUACGUGUUUGCUAGCUUCAUAUCAGCCUUGAUUUUCGGGUUAUUUGGAUCUGGAGAAGUCCAAGAAUGGGAUUAUUCAAAGACACAUCCAGCCGCAGGCAUCGCAUUGAAAGCUCUUCAAGAUGGACAAGAAGACGAAGAUUUAGAUAUUUUAGAUUAA
Molecule: messenger RNA, 1443 nt
Organism: Caenorhabditis bovis
Lineage: Eukaryota; Metazoa; Nematoda; Chromadorea; Rhabditida; Rhabditidae
Source: the annotation of a GenBank genome assembly